AUGGACAGAUUUCUCAAAUUAUGUUGUAUAAUCACAUUAAGUUCAUUGCUCAACUGUGUUGUAGGCAACAGUUUGAAAUUCAUAUCAUCAGAUCGCAAUUUUAGAGAUUGGGAUUUGAAGAUUGAGUUUUCUUCAACUAAAAAAGUGACAAAUUCUAUGUCAAGUACUUUUGUUUUUUCUUUUGAUUACAGUGAAUUAUCAGCGCGUGCAUCGAUCUCUCCAUUCAAUAGUUUCACAAUACAUCAUGAUGGCAAGUCUUAUCGCUGCAAUCCCUUGAUUGCUUCUUCAUUUUCAAAAAAGAUUUGCUCAACAAUCGUUGAAAAUAUUUUAUGCGACGAAAUAACUCUCCAAACAGGUCCUGGACCAUUUAACUUGAUUAUUGACUAUUUAAAUUGCAAAGAUAUCACUUUCACAGAAGCUGAAGCAGAAUUUAUUCUUGAAAUUUCCAUAGAAUUAUGCAUUGAUACUCUUGUUGUAAGAUGUCUCGAUUUAAUCGUUUCGAAACUUGAUACAAAACAAAUUUUCGAUUAUGCCUUACGUGCUUUUGAAGCUGGCUUAUCAGUAGAGCCUUUUGCCAAUCUCCUUGAGAACCACAUGACAGAAUUGAUUGAAAAUAACAUGUUUGAGAAUGUUCCAGAAGUUUUCAUCGAUAUCAUUCUUAAACGUAACAUCAAUGUAGCUCCAACGAUCUUAAUUCCAUUCCUCAUGAAGUACUUCAACUUUGUUAAGUCUCCAAACCAUCGUCUUGCAAAAUAUUAUCCAUUUUCUUCGAUUCCUCCUAAUGUAGCUGCAAAUAUCCUCAAAAAUCCGAAAGUUAAUAUAUACAGAUAUCUUUCCUUACUUCCACAGAUUACUCAGGCUAAAAUUUCAGAAACAAACGUUUCAAAUACAAUUCCUUACGUUCCAGGCCAUGAAUUUGACGGCCUUAUGUCUAAAAUAUUUUACCCAGCCAUUACAUCAUCCUCCAUUUCCCAAGGAUCACUCGAAUCCUUGUUAUAUCAAAAAGAUUAUUUUGUCAGCGAACCAGAGGACAACCCAUGGAUAAUUUUUGAUUUCAAGAUGAACACAAUCUGUAUUACUACGUAUACCAUUUCAGUUUUGUGCCAAAUCGAUGUUGGAGUCACUCCUUUCAAAUGGAAGCUCGAAGCAAGCUCAAACAAAGAGAACUGGAUCCUUAUUGACCAAAGAGAAUCAGAUCUCGCAAAAUCUCCUGGAGUUUUCUGUUUCACGGCCCAAAUGCAUUCAUUCCAUAAAUAUAUUAGAUUUACCCAGCUACAAUCUAAGCCUGAGAAAGAUAAGAGAUUGGCUUUAGAAAGAAUAGAAUUCUUCGGCCAAUUCCAAAAAUAA
Trichomonas vaginalis G3 is the source of this 1347-nucleotide messenger RNA. RefSeq names its product galactose-binding domain-like family. Bases 1 to 1347 code for a protein of 448 amino acids. The record is from RefSeq and is a predicted model, not a curated record. The transcript has a single exon. Lineage: Eukaryota; Parabasalia; Trichomonadida; Trichomonadidae.